This is a messenger RNA of Diversispora eburnea, 1248 nucleotides long. Lineage: Eukaryota; Fungi; Glomeromycota; Glomeromycetes; Diversisporales; Diversisporaceae. The record is from the annotation of a GenBank genome assembly.
AUGAGUGGUAAAUUUAAGAAAGGGCUGAUGGUUGACCUGGGCACUGAUGACCCAAUACGUCGCCCUCGUCCAGUCUCCCAAGACGGUUAUUAUUAUCCGGAAGAACAUAAUGUUCACCCAGAGCCACCACGUCAAUGGGGUUCUUCAGCUUCUUUGGAAGUGAGAACCAAUUAUAUUCGUCAACAGAAAGAACAAGAAUUUUUCUCUACGACAGUAACACCUACUUCACCUAAUUUACAAUCAAGUUAUGUAUCAAACGAAAAAGUUGUGGAUAAAGUUGAAGUUAAAGAAAUAGAGGAAGAGAAGAAAGGACGAAAACGAGUAGAAUCAGAAUAUGAUAUAACAGAUUAUUAUCGAGAUUCAUUUAUACCACCACCAUCUUCUACAUUUGAAAAUAAGCUACCACCAUCACCAUCUUUGUAUCCACAACAACAAGUAUCAAACCAAUUCAAACCAUUAUCAACUCAAGCUUCAAGAUCUGUUCCCAAUUCUUCAAUUAAAGGACAAAUAAUGCAACCACCAGCUAGACAAAGUUCUUUAGAUUCAGUUGGUUCAGCAGAAUAUUUACCAAAAAAUGAUUAUUCACAUAAUUCAAUAACAUUGAUGCCACCAACACCAAGAAAUUAUACAAAUGAACCAAUAACUAUUUCAUCAUCAGCUUCUUCCCCAAAUCAAAUGUCCCCAUAUCAAUUGUCCCCAAAUCAAACGUCCCCAUAUCAAUUGUCCCCAAAUCAAUUGUCCCCAAAUCAAUUGUCCCCAAAUCAAUUUUCUAUUGCUAGAGAAUUAGCAGCCAUGGGACCACCAGUUACAGCUGAGGAUUAUGUGAUGCAAGGAAUUAAAUAUCACGAAGAUGAUCAACUAGAAAAAUCUACUGAAUACCUUCGUAUCGCAGCUGAACAAAAUAAUGCUAUAGGAAUUGUUCUUUACGGUAUAGCGUUAAGGCAUGGUUGGGGAUGUAAACCAGAUGCUCGUAAGGCAUUUAAGUAUCUUCAAAUGGCCGCAGAAUCUGCUAUGAAUAUUAUAAACAAUAUAAAUAAGACUUUGAGUAUGUCAUCUUUUAAAGGUGAAUUGGUUUUGGCAAUUUAUGAAUUGGGAGUUUGUUUUAGACAUGGUUGGGGUGUUCCUAAAAAUGCACAAAAUGAUAUUGCUCUUUGUUAUUAUAAAGGAGAAGGUGUGAAAAAAGAUAUGAAAGCGGGUCAUGGUACAUUGGGAAAUUCAUGGAUUUUCAAAGAGAAAUAUAACGAAUAA